Molecule: messenger RNA, 1512 nt
Organism: Polypterus senegalus (gray bichir)
Lineage: Eukaryota; Metazoa; Chordata; Cladistia; Polypteriformes; Polypteridae
Product: centrosomal protein of 83 kDa-like
Exons: 1
Coding region: 1-1512 (503 amino acids)
Cellular component (GO): centrosome
Source: RefSeq, a predicted model, not a curated record
AUGCAACAGCAAGCAAAAUGUCAACCCUUAAAUCCAGAGCAUGCAGCUCUAAAGGAUGAGUUUAUAAACAAACCAAAGGAGGGAAAGUGUACACCAACUGAAAACAAGACAAUCAAUCAUAAACUCCUGUCAUUUCUUACUCAGUUACGGGGAGAGUUGCUCACAAAAUCUAAAGAAGUUGAAGAGUUGAAGUUGCAGGUUCUCACACCACCAAAGCUGGAGCUGCUAAGAGCACAGAUUCAACAAGAACAAGAGGGCCCAAUAAGACAGAAAUUUAAUCAGCUAGAUGAGGAUAUAGAGAAAUACCGUGAAGAAUACAACAAGCUUCGUUAUGAGCAUGCUUUCUUGAAAUCUGAAUUUGAACACCAGGUAGAAGCGCAUAACCAUAUUUUAGAAGAAAAUAAAAUAUUCUAUGAAGCAGAAAUAGCUAGACUGGAAAAGGAAAAGGAGGAAUUGAAUGCUCAGUUGCUAAAUGAUGAUCCAGUCAAAGAACGAAAUAAAAUGGAAAGUGUUCUGAAUGAAAAUGCACAGUUACAUCAGAGAAUAAAGUGUCUUGAAUCUAAGAUACUUGCAUUAAAAACAGAAAAAGACAGUUGUGGAGCAAAGGCAGAAAAUGCACAAAGAAUGCACAUGCGACAGGUAGCUGAAUCUCAAGCUACUAUUGAGUCUCUCAAAGCAGAAAAGCAUUCAUUGAAAUUGCAGGUGGAUUGUCUUGAGAAGAAACUCCACCUUAGCCAUGAACAAAAUUCUCAGCUGAUUAUUAAACUACACAGAUCAAAGAGAGAUGUUGGCUCCCUCAAUGACAAAAUAAAAGAACUGAGGCAUUCUUACAAUUAUGAACUUGCUAAUAUUAAACUAGACUGUGCCCGUGCAAAGGGAGAGAUUGAAAGAGAACGAGAUAAUCUGCAUAGUGAAAUGCAGGCACUCCGGUCCACUAAUGAAGUCAUGAAAAGCACUAUCAACCGACUCAACGAACAUGUGGCACAGUUAGAAAAAGAAUUAGAAGAAAGACUUCAAAUAACAAAGCUGGGUGACUUCCAGAAACUUACAAAAAUCCAUGAAGAAAAACUGGAGUUGGAAAGUAUGGUGGCUGACCUGGAGGAACAGAAAGCAGCAUAUGAAGCUUUCAGAAGAGCUGAGCAAAAACAAUGGGAGGACAAACUACGUGUAUUGCAGAUAUCUGAUGAAAGUUCAAAAAAGGAAAUCCAGAUUCUGAAAAGUAAAUUGCAUAAUCAAGGUCAUCAGAUAAAAUAUCCUAAUAAAGCGAACAAUGAAAACGUGGACAUGAAGCAGCAAAAUUAUGAGCUCCAAAUUCAGCUAGAUACAUUACAACACAGACUGAAUGAGUUUAGUCGACUAAUUUUAGCCCCUCGUUUAACUUCUUCUGGAGAAAACAUUUCAGAUAAUGCCGUUGUGAAUUCCUUGGAACAAGAGAUUGAAUUGACUUGUACAAAGAAUGUGGACACAGAACAGCUUCACCUUCAAAUAAAUGGUGGUACUAAAUGCAACUAA